Messenger RNA from Onychostoma macrolepis, 3332 nucleotides. It is a transcript of the gene cavin1b, whose product is annotated as caveolae associated protein 1b. The record is from RefSeq and is a predicted model, not a curated record. The transcript is spliced from 2 exons. Gene Ontology annotation, biological process: termination of RNA polymerase I transcription; transcription initiation at RNA polymerase I promoter. Lineage: Eukaryota; Metazoa; Chordata; Actinopteri; Cypriniformes; Cyprinidae. Gene Ontology annotation, molecular function: rRNA primary transcript binding. Gene Ontology annotation, cellular component: cytoplasm; caveola. The coding region runs from base 290 to 1657 and encodes 455 amino acids.
GGUUUCACAGGAAAGUGUGGCAUUCACGACCCAGCGCUCAUGCAGUACAGACCGUCCACAGCCUGCUUGCCAGCCUCCGCUGCUCUGGCCAGAUCCCAAACACACUCAGAGAGAGAAAGAGAGAGAGGAGAGCAGAUGUGGUGAGUGUGACAGAGGAGGGAACAGUUAGGUGAACUCUAAAGGGGAAUCCUGAGAGCAGGCGAGAAAGGCGAGUAAGGACAUAGAACUUUCCACUGCUUGUAUCCUUUCUCAUUCCACGCUAUUUUACCACAUUUUCAAGCUUUUAAACAUGGAAGUGAUUGAAGACAGCCAUCUGCACCUGGAAGUGCCUGAUCCGCACAAAUCCCUCACUGAGAUCUCAGAAGAUGAAAUCAAUCUCCCAGCCUCUGAUGAUGAAGAUGAGGCCAUCACCGAGAACAAAGCAAAAGCUGCUGAUGGGAAAGAAGAGGCAGGUGAGGGAGACAAAGGUGAGAUGAAUGGAGUCAUGGUCCUGGCGCUGCUGGACAAAAUCAUCGGGGCCGUGGACCAGAUCCAGCAGACUCAGGCCGGGCUGGAAGCCCGUCAGCGGGAUAUGGAGAGAUCAGUGACGGGCAUCCAGGGGGAACUCACCAAACUGUCCAAGAGCCAUACCACCACAGCCAACACGGUCAAUAAGAUGCUGGAGAAGGUGCGGAAAGUCAGUGUGAAUGUGAAGACGGUGAGAGGGAACCUGGAAAAACAGGGCGGGCAGAUCAAACGCCUGGAGAGCAACGAGAACGAACUUCUGAAGAGAAGAAACUUCAAAGUCAUGAUCUACCAGGAUGAAGUGAAAAUACCUUCAAAAGUCAGCGUGGCCAAGUCCAUGAAGUUGCCAGAGUCUGUGGAAGGAGAAGCUGAAGGUGAACACAAAGCAGCAGCAGAGGAAGGAGGAGAAGACAGAGAGAAAGUCAAUCUGGACCUGUCCUCUGAUGAAGAGGAGGUGGAGAUCGAGGAGACCAUUGAGGAGUCUCGAGCAGAGCGCAUCAAACGAAGCAGCCUGCAACGAGUCCAGAACAUCAAAACUGCUUUCUCCAAGGAAAAAAUGGAGAAAACCAAGCAAAAGACCAAGGAGAAUUUGGAGAAGACCAAACAGAAGACCAAAGAGAACUUGGAGAAAACUCGCAUGAAGACCAAAGAGAACUUGGAAAAAACCAGGCAGAAGACCAAGGAGAAUCUUGAGAAGACCAAACAGAAGACCAGGGAGAACCUGGAGAAAACACGUCACAACAUAGAGAAAAAGAUGGGCAAACUCGGCAAUCGGAUGUCUGUGAACCCUGAGCGCAAAGAGAAGCUCAAGUCCUCGCAGAAGAAGGUGGUGAAGUCUUUCACUCCUGACCACACCAUCUAUGCUCGCUCCAAAACGGCUGUCUACAAGGUUCCGCCGUUCACCUUCCAUGUGAAAAAGAUCCGUGAAGGAGAAGUGGAGAUCCAGGGAACCGAGAUGGUGGAAGUCGGUGGGGAUGCAGAGGAGGUUGAGAAUGCAGUGAUGGAGGGAAUAGAAGAUGAGGAGAUGGAGAUGGAAGGUGGCGAGAUGGUGGAGGAAGACGAUGAGACAGAAGAUAGCGCUGAGAUGAGAGCGCUACUGGAGAGGGGAGAAGAGCUGGUGUUAGUGGAAGACCAUGACAGAGAUAGCGAUUAGUGUUUGUGUGUGUGUUUGGGUGCUUACACAUUAGAGAAGCUUGUAACAGAACGUUUGAUUGGUAGGACAGUAUGGAAGGCUCAGUUUGAUAUCAAAUGUCAAUACAGCAAUAAAUCUGAUUUCUGAAAGCUCAACUCUCUGAGAUUCUAAUCAAUGAACUGAUGCCUAAAGAGGUUUUGGUUUCGACCAAACCCUUUAUAUUUUUCUCUACAUCUUUGCAGAGCACCAUCUCCAUUAAAGUGUUUGCAGCAUUCUCUGACAUAGCAUAACCUCUAGUGUGUAGGCGCCCUGAGCAUGUGUGCUGUACUGCCAGUCCAGAUAUUGGAUUCUGCAGGAGAAUGUGAAUGUGUCUGUUUGCAUGUGUGUAUUUGCAUCUUUUCUAUCAGCAGAAUGUUUCAAAUUCAGGGUGACUCUAUUCACCUAACGUAUGUGCGAGUGAGAGAUUUACUGUAGUAGUUCAAGUAACUUAGUUCCUUGAGUGAAUAAGACUAAGACUAAGCGUGCCAAUCAAUAAGAUGCAAGAUGGUAUCUGGGAACAUUAUUGUGCUAGAUGGACAGGAUGAACAUAAAUUCAAAACUCUAUGAUGAUACCGGAUAACAGAGAGAUGGCUUGAUCAAAUGAACAACAGACCUGUUGGACAGGUAGUUCUUUUGUUCUAGAAGAUUAUUUGGUCACAUUUUAUAUUAGGUGGCCUUCACUACAUUGAGUACCUCUACUGUGUAACCACAUUUACUGCUCAUGAGUUUGGGGUGUGAAUAGGUUGAGUAAGGGUUGGGUUACAUUUAACAGUGUAUAAAGUGAGACCAAUUAUUUUCCUUCUUGUUCUAGUCUCACAUGUAGAGCUACAAACUGUUCUUCACUUUUCACAGAAGGUGGAGGAACAAACCAAGAUAAGAAAACCUGAAGUAUUGCUUCUGAGUGCUCAUUUUUAUAUAUCUUUUAUAUAUCUUAGUUUAAUGAAUAAUGUUACAUUUCUGUUACACUGAUUAUUUUUGGUCUCAAUGUGAUAAAUUACACAAAUAGUAAAUAGUAUAUAAGAACAUGAAACCACAUUUAAACAUCAAAAAUUAUUAUGUGACUACAUGUUUUUGUCCUUUUGCAUGAUUUUUACUGGAAACUAUCAAAACAGAUGAUAAAAAGAUUGAAGUAUAAAUGCCUAUAAAAUGAUCUUCAGAAUGGCACUGCAGGCUUGCUCAACAUAGGCACCAGUGCUCUUUACCCACUUAAAACUACAGUUUGUGUAACAUUUUCACGUCCCCUGGUGGACAUGUGUAGUAAUGUUGUGAUGGGCCAAUGAGGGAUGAACCCUCAGCCUCAUUUAUCGACCUAAGAGCACAAAAGUUAAAGUUAAAGCGAAACAGGUAUGAGCAGCAAAAAGCUACAGCUAAUGUCAUCAGCACCUCUAAUCUUAAAUGAAACACAUAUGAUAAUGAAUCACUGUUAUCACUUAUAGCACAAGCAGUUCUCAGAUGUGUUAAUUUCAUUCUCCUCAAUGCUCAGAUAGUAUCAUUUCAGCAAUUGCGUAAUCUUGCAAAACUUUUACUCUGCUUUAAUCAUAGUUUCUUUUUUGUUUGUUUUAUUUUUGCUUGUGUAGCUGAUGAUGCAUAUGAAUAUUCUCUUGUAAUGUCACAGUCUUAACCACUAAUGUGUUAAUAAAAGCAAUCAUGCUUCACA